Molecule: messenger RNA, 837 nt
Organism: Durusdinium trenchii
Lineage: Eukaryota; Dinophyceae; Suessiales; Symbiodiniaceae
Source: the annotation of a GenBank genome assembly
AUGGUGCUUCGCUUGCUUCACUUCGCAAUUUUGGGUCUAUGCCUUGCAGAUGAAGAGGCAAGCCCUGGAUGCCAGCUCCUACAAAUGGGAGUUGAGCGUAGAAAGGGAGGAAACAAUGGGGGACAAGACCGGCACAUUGAUCCAAAGGAGACAGGCAUUUGUGUGAGCCAAUUGCCCAUUCAGGACUUGUCCCGUCCAAUUCGGCAAGUUGCAGAGACCUAUGGCGGUGAUGGCUGGUGCGUUUUUGGCUCCGUGGCCCCGUGGCUCAGCAAUUGCGCCGUCAGCCGCCUGACACAAAAUACCAGCACUUUUGUAGCUGAGUAUGACUUUCUUAAUGAACCACAAGCAACACCAUAUACCCUGAAGUUGUUCGAUGAUCGGUCGCUCACAAUCCGCGAUCACUUUUAUCCCUUGGAUGAUUUGUACUGCUUCGUGAAUGGCUGGUACUCCUUGGACCGGGCAGCAACUGUGCAGAAUUUCACCUAUUUGGAAGAAGUCUCGGAAGAGUCAUGCAAGCACUUGGCGGAGAUUGUUCCUGGGUAUCACAACCUCUCCAUGCAAGACAUGUUCACAGAGGCAACGUCCGAUCAGACGUUUCUUUGGAAUCUGGAACAACUGGGCGGUGGUUUGGUCACCGAAGAGGUGGUAAAUGGGAUGUACCUGCAUGCUGCGGCGAAGUGCCUGCUGGGAGGAGGCCACGGAGCUCUCUGCGACAUUGCCAACUGUGCGAGCCGCGGGUGCCUGGCCGAAGGGAAGAGCGAGCUUCUCUACACAGCGCGUGGCGAAUGUUCCAGGCUUACCCCAAGAAGCGGAGUUGACUACAGACUUGGGCAGUGA